AUGGAUUCGUUUAUGUUCAGCUUCAGCUAUCCCAACGGUGAACCUCAAACUCCGACGAGGACUCCGAACACCUUCGACUCGUUUCACACCCCAAAACUUGAAUCCAGCUUCUUUGACCCCCGGGUGACCUGGGAUACCUCCGACCCAUAUGCCUCCAGCCCAGAGCUUCUUCGCACACCACAGAAGUUUGGUCUAGGCUCGUCGAAUCCACUGAAAAGUCACAAUGGGGAGACUACCGGUUACAGGGGGAGGACAGCGGACCAGACCGACACGGCCAGACGAAUUCGCUCGGUGAAGCCUCUGCCGAGUAUGAGCGAGGAUUAUCCUCGGACAGUGGGAUCGGCCAAGUCAGCAGCCUCGAUGCAAACCCCGCCGCCGACAAGUGCAUCAAGGCGAAAAAUCCCCGAGAUUGACCAGCCCGAUGGACAUACACUCGGUGCAACACCAGGCAUGGGAGAUCAUUUGGAAACACCUAGUCGUCUUCUCAGAGCAUCCCCUCGAAUGUUUGGCAACCUUCAAUCGUCACCCGAUCUUUUUCAGCUGGCUUCAUUGGAUCCCACGGGCUCGCCUUUCUUCCCACAGCAACGAUUAUUCUGGGAUCAUGAUCUAGAUAAUACAGCGAGUGAAAUUCCUUUGCCCAGCAAUGGGGACCAUUUCAAUCACCGUCAGACUUCCGCCUUUACAAACACACAUCACAUCCCCCAAUUACCAGCCACUGGAGGCUCAAUUGAUCUUCCCGACUAUGGUAACUGUUUUGGAAUUUCGGUACCACAGCCCACUGAUGCCGCCCUAUUUCCUGCGCCAUUCUCUACCUCUCCCCGGCUCCCAGUCACCAAGGCUGAGGAUCCAGCUCUGUUCCUUAGCUCCCCUGCUCGGAGAUUCGGGGGCCCUCAACUUACACCAGGCAAACGGUCUCUUCGUGGCAUUCGACAGCCAUAUCACCACCAGGCAGAAGAGUCAAGGCGGGAGGAGCUUAUCCGUGCACAGGCACCAAAUGGCCAGCGAUACGAUCCUUUUACUGUCUUCCCAAGCGAGAGCGAAGAGGAAGAUGAGGACUACACACCGAGGGGAAUACGGCCAGUCCUAACCCGUAGCGUGACCCACAACGGUCUACCUAACUUGUCCCGGCCGCUCAGUCAAGCCGGGGGUUUGAUGGCAUCCACCAGCGGAAUCCGAAAGAGCCCAUGUAAAGGGCGUUCGUCUCCAGCAAAACCCAUGCGUACAGCCCCCUUGACGCGAUCUACUUCGACAGCCACUGGAUCCUUGGCGCGUUCAUCGUCUGUAGUGCUACGUAUCGGUCGAGAUGGCCGUGCAAAGGCUGAAAUGGAACCCGCCAGUGAGGCUCCCACAGGAUUAACCGAUCCCCUGACUGGAAUUGAUCUAGAUGGCUCUACAACCGAGAGCGAAUCAGACCUGGCCGAGUUCUCGGAGUAUCCCGUCCUACGUCGUGCUCAGUCGUCCUUUUCACUUUAUGACGGCUCAAGGCGUCCAUUAUCCCGAAGUGACUCGGACUCCCGGCCUCCUUCAAAGGGUUCUUAUGCUUCCACCGUCGGCUCAUCACACUCAGGUCGGCUGUCACCCUGGGCUGGCUCUUCUAGGGGAAGCGGACGCGCAACGUAUCGAGGAUCUCCUGAUAUUAAGCGAACACCCAAACGGCAUUCGUCUCUGCUGCACUCGGACUCGACCUAUACUCGGAGUAGCGUAGCAUCGGACUUGCUGCCCGGGGAAGAUGGCGAAAGUGGUGAUGCUCAAUCUGCCCUCCGACAGGUUCUUAAAGAACGCGGCCGGGGACCAAGACCCUCCACAAACGUGCUCAACAAUCGACUUUCUCGAUCAUCACACACCUUUACUCAUCUCCGCUCAUCACCACCCCGCCUAGGCAGUGAUUUUGAUAUACAUCCCCGUCACAAUGCUUCUCCCACGACCUUGACCGACCCUGAUCUUGCAACCCCCAGUACAGACCGUCACAGCAACCCCAGUAACGGCACACGAUGUGUCUGCCGCUCGAUGGAUAACGGUGGCCAUCUCAUGAUUCAAUGUGAAUCGUGUACACACUGGCUGCAUACCAGAUGCGUUGGAUUGGAGCGUGCAAACCUGCCCUCAGUCUAUGUCUGCGUCUUUUGUGCUCAAACAACACCAUCCCGGCAAAAUCGUGCUCGAACAUCUUAUGUUCCCACUGGACAAGCCCCUCCCUCUCCCUUAGCCCACAAGUCAUUCCGCUUCCGUCGGGAUCUUCCUGCGUCGCAAUAUGACCUGAAAACCUAUUGGGGUCGCGUGCGCCAUGCCGCCGACAUUUCUGAUCCUCGCACCCUUUUCGUCUCGUCCGCCGGCCUUGAAAGCGCCAAGAACCUCAUUGCUUCUUACAAGCAGAACCGCAUCCCGGCCAUGACACCAGAGUUGUGGUCGGCGAAGAAGGUGGUCGAUGCAACAUUGCACCCUGAUACCGGAACUCCCGUUUUCCUGCCCUUCCGCAUGUCGGCCUACGUGCUCUCCAACUUGGUCGUCACAGCAGGCAUGUUGACCCCAGGGUUGCAGACAACCGGAACCGUUCUCUGGCAAAUUGGUAACCAGUCCCUCAACGUUGCCAUCAACAACGCAAACGCAAACAAAUCUACCCCCCUCUCCUUAUCGCAAAUCGGCAAGUCCUACCUUAUGGCUGUCUCAGCCUCCUGCUCCGUCGCUGUCGGGCUGAACGCUCUCGUCCCCCGCCUCAAGGGAAUCUCCCCAAAUACCCGCCUCAUCCUCUCUCGUCUUGUCCCCUUCGCCGCCGUCGCCAGCGCCUCAGCCCUAAACGUCUUCCUCAUGCGCGGCGAGGAAAUCCGUCAGGGUAUUGACAUCUACCCCGUCCUUUCAGAUGCUGAGCGUGCUAAACGUGAGCUCAAUGAGGACGCCGAGCCAGUCCAGAGUCUCGGCAAGAGUAAGAAGGCUGCUACAAUUGCCGUCGGCGAGACGGCUAUCUCCCGUGUCCUGAACGCUACGCCUAUCAUGGUCCUACCGCCGCUGAUCCUCGUUCGUCUUGAGAAGACGAACUGGCUGCGUGCCCGCCCCCACAUGGUCACGCCUGUUAACUUGGCAUUGAUUCUGGGUACUUCCCUUUUUGCGCUGCCGCUUGCGCUCGCUGCGUUCCCGUCUCGCCAGGCUAUCAGUGUUGAUAGCCUUGAGGAGGAGUUCAAGGGUCGUGGUGGUGAUCUGGGCAUGGUGGAGUUCAAUCGCGGAAUGUAA
Messenger RNA from Penicillium vulpinum, 3222 nucleotides. Its product is annotated as Zinc finger PHD-finger. NCBI's taxonomy places the organism in Eukaryota, Fungi, Ascomycota, Eurotiomycetes, Eurotiales, Aspergillaceae. Gene Ontology annotation, molecular function: monoatomic ion transmembrane transporter activity. Gene Ontology annotation, cellular component: mitochondrial inner membrane. Gene Ontology annotation, biological process: mitochondrial transmembrane transport; monoatomic ion transport. The coding region runs from base 1 to 3222 and encodes 1073 amino acids. The transcript has 6 exons. The record is from RefSeq and is a predicted model, not a curated record.